Molecule: messenger RNA, 4448 nt
Organism: Eurytemora carolleeae
Lineage: Eukaryota; Metazoa; Arthropoda; Copepoda; Calanoida; Temoridae
Gene: AGO1
Product: protein argonaute-2
Exons: 11
Coding region: 44-2851 (935 amino acids)
Molecular function (GO): RNA binding; protein binding
Source: RefSeq, a predicted model, not a curated record
AUUAUUUUCUCAUGAACAAUCGCGUGUUUGAACCCUAGUCAGAAUGUAUCCAGUGGGUCAUGGACAACCCCUUGUUCCCGGUCCAGGGCCCGUUGGUCCUCCGGUUCAACAACCAUCAGUUGGUCCAGGAACUAUUGGGGUUCCUCUACCCCUUGGCCCAAGCACUGGCCCACCCUUAGGUCAGACCCUGGUUCCUAACCCCCUGACAACCCUGGGAGGGGGAUUGCCCCCUAUAGGGACAAUAUUAUCACCUCAGACGACCCUGACCAGCUCGACCGGUGUCCUUUCACCGGUGGAUUCUGGUAGUCCGACCCAAUCAAUGGAUCAACCUCACUUCACAUGUCCUCGGCGGCCAAACCUCGGCCGGGAGGGAAGAUCCAUCCAACUUAGAGCAAAUCACUUUCAGAUAUCGAUGCCACGAGGAUAUAUACAUCAUUAUAAUAUAAACAUUCAACCCGACAAAUGUCCAAGGAAAGUUAACAGAGAUAUUAUUGAAACCAUGGUACAAAAAUACAGCAAAGUGUUUGGAAACAUGAAACCAGUAUUUGACGGACGAAAUAAUAUGUACACAAGAGACGCCUUGGUGGCCAUCGGCAACGAACAGAUCGAAUUUGAGGUAACACUGCCGGGUGAGGGCAAGGAUCGGGUGUUUAGGGUCGCGAUGAAGUGGACUGCACAGGUGGAUUUAUACUCACUUGAGGAGGCUUUGGAAGGACGAAGGAGAGAUAUACCAUACGAUGCCAUUCAAGCCUUAGACGUUGUUAUGCGUCAUCUGCCUUCUAUGAGAUAUACGCCGGUUGGCCGCUCAUUUUUCUCUGCCCCAGAUGGAUAUUAUCAUCCCCUGGGCGGCGGACGAGAGGUUUGGUUUGGAUUCCAUCAGUCUGUCCGCCCGUCACAGUGGAAGAUGAUGCUCAAUAUUGAUGUGUCCGCCACCGCCUUCUACAAGUCCCAGCCCGUGAUUGAGUUUAUGUGCGAGGUGCUGGAUAUCAGGGAUGUGAACGAGCAGCGUAAACCCUUGACCGACUCUCAGAGGGUCAAAUUCACCAAGGAAAUCAAGGGACUUAAGAUUGAGAUUACUCACUGUGGCGCAAUGCGGCGGAAAUAUCGAGUUUGUAACGUGACCAGACGUCCAGCUCAAAUGCAAAGUUUCCCGCUUCAACUUGAAAACGGGCAAACUGUUGAGUGUACAGUGGCUAAAUACUUCUUAGAUAAAUACAAGAUGAAACUGAGAUAUCCUCAUCUCCCCUGUCUCCAGGUAGGCCAGGAGCACAAGCAUACCUACCUACCCCUGGAGGUGUGUAUUAUAGUACAGGGACAGCGCUGUAUCAAGAAAUUAACAGAUAUGCAAACCUCGACGAUGAUCAAAGCGACGGCCAGGUCUGCCCCGGACAGGGAGAGAGAGAUCAACAACUUGGUGAGGAAAGCUGACUUCAACAACGACCCAUAUGUCAAGGAGUUCGGGUUGAACAUAUCACACAACCUGAUGGAGGUGAGAGGACGUGUCCUCAAUCCUCCGAAACUCCAGUAUGGAGGCAGAACACGACAACAGGCGCUUCCCGCCUCUGGAGUUUGGGACAUGAGAGGGAAACAGUUCUUUGCCGGAGUAGAAAUCAGAGAAUGGGCAAUUGCAUGCUUCGCACCCUCAAGAACAGUGAAAGAAGAUGCUUUGCGUAAUUUCACCCAGCAGCUGCAGAAGAUUAGUAAUGACGCAGGAAUGCCGAUAAUCGGUCAACCAUGCUUUUGUAAAUACGCAAACGGACCUGAUCAGGUUGAACCAAUGUUCCGGUACUUGAAAACACAGUUCCCAAGACUCCAGCUGGUCGUUGUGGUACUCCCGGGCAAGACACCGGUCUACGCUGAGGUCAAGCGAGUUGGAGACACCGUGCUCGGUGUGGCCACGCAGUGCGUGCAGGCUAAGAAUGUCAACAAAACAUCUCCACAGACCUUAUCAAAUCUUUGUCUAAAGAUUAAUGUGAAACUAGGAGGAGUCAAUUCAAUUCUUCUGCCGUCAAUCCGACCAAAGGUGUUCAAUGAGCCAGUGAUCUUCCUUGGAGCUGAUGUAACCCAUCCACCUGCAGGGGAUAACAAGAAACCCAGUAUAGCUGCUGUAGUUGGAAGCCAGGACGCUCAUCCUUCAAGAUACGCGGCAACAGUGCGCGUUCAGCAGCACCGUCAGGAGAUAAUCCACGAACUGUGCGCUAUGGUGAAGGAACAUCUAACCAUGUUCUACAAAUCUACCGGGGGAUACAAACCACAUAGGAUAAUUAUGUACAGGGACGGAGUAAGUGAAGGACAGUUUAUGCAUGUUCUCCAGCACGAGCUCACAGCUAUCAGAGAAGCAUGUAUAAAGUUGGAGCCUGAUUAUAAACCUGGAAUCACAUUUAUCGUGGUUCAGAAGAGACAUCAUACAAGACUAUUCUGCUCAGAUAAGAAGGAACAAAGCGGUAAGAGUGGAAAUAUACCUGCUGGAACUACAGUUGAUAUUGGUAUCACGCAUCCUACGGAAUUCGAUUUCUAUCUCUGCUCACAUCAAGGUAUCCAGGGAACCUCCCGACCUAGCCACUACCACGUCCUCUGGGAUGAUAAUAGGUUCGAGGCUGAUGAACUCCAGCAGCUCACAUACCAACUCUGCCACACAUACGUGAGGUGCACGCGAUCCGUCUCCAUCCCUGCUCCAGCGUACUACGCACAUCUGGUUGCAUUCAGAGCCAGAUAUCAUCUGGUUGAGAAGGAACAUGAUAGUGGUGAAGGAAGCCACCUAUCUGGAGGCUCGGAAGACCGUGCGCCAGCUGCCAUGGCGCGCGCCAUUACUGUGCAUGCGGAUACAAGGAAAGUUAUGUACUUUGCAUAAACGCACAUCAAUGCUCAUCGGCCCCACACAUUCACUAAUACUUAGAAGAUUAGAGUUGUAUAUUGCACAGUGUACCUGGAACUUCCCCUCCCCCUUCAGUGGCAACAAGGGGGUUCAGCCAGUAGAAGGCUUUCAUGUACAUUGUACACAGCGCCGUAUUGAUCACAAACGGUACAUAGAUUGUCCCUGAUAAAGGCAAGAGUCAACAGUUUAAAGAAGAAUUAAAAUCAAUAGUAAACCUGAUAUGUCUCCAUUCUCUUUAUCCUGCUCCAUUGUUAUUUCCCUCCGUUCUCCCUCAUAAUAAUGUAAUCACUGUGAAAGCAAACCAAUUUUUACACCAACACAUCUUCUCUACUAGUACCUAUGUAAUUCGCAUUCUCCUCGUACUGUACUGUACAAUUGUACACUACACUGUACACGGUACUUGCAUAGUUAUUUCACUGCUUUGCCAAAUCUGUUGUUAGUUGCCUAAUUGUUAUUAAUUGAUUGUUUGUGCUUAAUUAUGAUGUACAUAGGAUGCUGUACAAUGUAAGUGUACAACACAAAUGUUUCUUUUUAUACGCUGGAUUGCGUUUAAGCAUUAUAGUACAAAAUUUUUAUCUCAUCAUGUACCUUUUUUACAGCAUCAGUAGUGUACAACGUUAAGUGUACUGCAAUUAAUUUCUGUUCAUGAAAAUUUCUAAAGAUGUAAAUAUGUUCAAAUAUCAUUGACAUAGCUCUGUGUUAAAAAAUUUAUUAGUCCGCUAGAACUGUGAGCUGAUCUGUGAGCUAUGUAUACCUCGGUUGACCUUCAUGAAUGAUUGGUUGACACUAAGCGCGGAGAUCAAGCCUGCCCUAGGUAUACCCACGUGUCACGUGAUCACUCUGACCGCGCUUCAGGCGCGCUCUGUAUCUCCAGCCUGCCCGAGCACGUGCCAGGGGCGCUUCACGCCACGUUGAUCUCCGUUGCUUUGAAAGUAACCAGUGUAUUCACAAACCCGGAGUACAGAAAGAACUUGUAUCCGGAGAAAUUUAACCCAACCUUGAAUCCUCUUUUAAAUCUUUUACUCCUCUCACUUGUACACCAUGUACCUGUACACAAUUUACAUGUACAAGCUUUUCUCCCUAUUUUAUGUACACAUGGUUGUGUGUGUACUGCAUGAAUGUUUGUAUGUAAAACUGGAUCCGGUAAUAUCCUGCCUAGCAACAACGUGGAAUUAGUUUAUAAGGGUUAAUAUAUAUAUCAAUAUAUAUAUAUUAUAUUCGUUUCUAGUAUCAAUUAUAUUUGUCUUUUCUGUCACACAAGCAUUUUAUUCCAUUUUAUUUGUUACAGGGUGAGCCUUAACUCAAAUGUUUUAAGUUUUUUGUACUUAAUCUUUUUUCAAAUAUUUUUCCACUUCUUAGAAGGAACUAAUGCGCAAAAUUCCCAAGUAAAGCGGAAAGUGAUUUAAUAUUUUACUUUUCACCCUGUAUCAUAGGUUAACAUUAUUCAUGUCGAUAUAAAAGUCUUAUUACAAAUGCAACUAUUUGGUCCAGUAAAGCUGAUCUUCAAUAAUUCUAAAUAUAUUGAAAUAUCAUUUUUUGUAUUUUUUUUUUGGCAAUAUAUUUGUUUGUAAUA